AUGCAUCCCGUUAAACGUCGACGGCUUGACGGUCUCAACAAUCGCUACGACAACAUGAUCGACCAAGUCCAUCUCAUGUCCCGAGGACCCAUCGCAAAGCCUCGUCACCGACCCAGCCAUUCUUCUGGAUCUUCGUCUAUCAGUAGUCAUGACAUGCCACAUACACCUCUCGAUGCUUACACUAGUGCACUCACUGAAGGUCGACUAGGAAAGGACUUCUCGGUACUCAAGAUGAAAGAUGCUAGCUCUUCGAAUCAUCGAAGCUCAUCGCCAAACUCUGAUCUUGUCGAGCCGGAACCACCGCGACCUGUCGAGCCUCUCCCAUCUUGGCUGAAUGGCGCCUUAUCUGGCCUUGAUUCUCGACAUCCUCUUCGAAAUCUCGUGUCUCUUUCAAACUCUGCUCCCCAUAAUUUCGAGACUCGGCCUAUCAAGGGGAAUACAAAUGUACCGACCUCCAGGACUGAGGACCCUGAUAAUGUCUUCUCAUUCCACCCUCCUUCCAGCGAUUCCGUACCGCCCGCUGAACUGCCGGACACCAGUCUCAUCGAGUCUAACGACCUUUCUCCUCUGAAUACCUCGGUAUAUGCGCCUCACAUGACUCACCAUGCUUCCGACGACGAUAGACCUGCUUCAUAUUCCUCGACCAAAGACUCGUUCAUCCCUCCUGAUCACAUAUAUGCGCCUGCUUUCACUCACCAAGUUGCUCCAAAUGACCUCUAUGCUUUAUCUUCUCCCCUUCUUGCGCCUCCUGCUCUUGCUCCUACGCCUUCUCUUGUUAUGCACUUGAACAACUCGCAUGCCUUAUUGUCUCCCUCUAACUUAUCCCCUCAUGAACCGAUCCCGUUCUCGAGACCUGGGCCUGCUAGAAACGUCUCUUUUUCUCGUCAAAUCACAGCUGUGUCACCGCCUUCUUGGAAGAACGCACCUGCAUACCAGACCUCUUCGUCUCGUUCUGCGCUUUCUUUGCCUUUCAACAAUCGGAAUAGCCAGGCUCAUACCAUCGCAUUUGGAUCAUCCACUCUCGGCUCUUUCAUCUCGUCUCGUCCAUCCCGUCGCAGCGCUAUUACCUCUCCUUCUGAUCUCUCUCCUGAAGCCGCUCAACUUGCCGAACGUCACGACACCGUGUCUCCGCCAAUCUCUGCUUCUUCUUCGGCCUCUGGCGACCCCGCAUCUCACAAGGCGCUCACGAAAUCGCGUCCACUCCUUACGAUACGUCACCCAGGCUCUUCUCCCAUCAUUUCAUCCAACGAACAUGCAUCGGGACCGUCUAGUUCGACUACUGCAGCGACUCUCAUACCUAUGGAAGUGGAUGUAGACGGCCCUUCCCGUCCCUCGAACUUCCAUGACCCUGACGAUACUCUUCUGAACCAUGACGUCCAUAUCGAAAGCCCAUAUAACACGCCUUCAUCUUCCUCACUCUCCUCGCCUCCCGCUCCUGCCUUCGCUCUCGCACCAGCACCAGCACCAGCACCAUUUUCCCUCCCCGGCCCUACAUUCUCAACGUUCUCGUUUUCCCGUAAAGCACCUCCGCCUAUAUACUUCUCGUCUCCGACCGAGGACCCAUCCUCUGAUUUCGAUAUCCCACACGAUGCGGUAGACGUGGGCGAGGAAUCAUAUUCGUCUCCUUUCCUUUCUGAAGCUGAGAUGGAAGGGAAGGGGGAGGUACGAGGCAGGGUUGAAGACGAUAGGAAGAUGGACGGCGACGGAGUCGGUAACAUGGAGGGCGGGAGUGCAGGCGAGAGGAAUAUGGAUGUCGAUGAGACUUCAGAUGGGGGUUUAGAUGUGGAUGUGGAUUAUGAGACGCUAGGGUUUCGAUGGGAGCCAUUCGUGAGAGACGGUCGUUCACAUUCGAAUGCAGGCGCGGAUUCGAAGUCGACGGUCGUUCGUCCCUCCAACCCCCUCGCCGGCCCCGCAUGGUUCAACUCUCGCAGAUCGAACUCACAAUCGCAAAAACCUGCUCCGCCAUACAGCAACAUAAAUUUCAACGCAUUCACUCCUAUUCCCGAAGACUCGGUCCUUGAAUUCGAAGACGACGAAGCGUAUAGUCUUCCCUCUACGCUCGUUCGACGAUCCCGUUCUACAGACCCUGAUUUCCCCACUGACCACGAGCCCCCUCCACCAUUCAUCCAACACAAUAACGACGAGCAAAGUCAGAGUAUACCACCAUCCCGCAGUCCGACUCCGUAUCCGAGCUGGGAAGUCCCCGCUCCACGACGGCCCACCGUGUCCCAUUCAAACUCGAACUCGAACCAACGCCAUGAAGACAAUGCACAGAGACCCUCUGGCGAGGAAGCAGGUAGUAAUAUGGAUAUAGAUGUCGAGAACCAAAUGGACUUCGAAGUGGAAGAGGACGCGUCGAAAGCUUUUGCUCCCGCUCCAGGGAUAUACGUCUCGCCUUUGAGGAAGAACAACGAGCGUUCGGAGGGUUCUGAUGAGUCUCAAGGGUCUGGGGAGAUACCGCGCGUGGUGGGAGCGAGGGGUGAGGAGUCUUGGAGGGAGAGUAGAAGUGGAAUGGUAGAAAGGGAGAAGGAGGGUGGCCAAAUGGACAUGGAUGUCGCUGAGCACAGUGACGUUACGAAAUUGAAGGUGGAGGGUGAAGAUCGCGGUGAGGAGAGGCAUGAUUAUACGAGGUCAUUUGAUAACAAGGGAAAAGUUGGCGAGAACGGUAUGCCGUGCCGAGAGUCGAAAUUUGCGGAACAUACAUUGGUAACCGCACGACCGCAUACUAUCGAUCAUCGUCCUUCAAUGCAAGUUCGACCGGGGAAUGAUCCACGACUCAGACAUCAGCUUGCUCCCCCGGAUGCGAAGGUGCAGAUUCCUUCACCGCACCAUGGCGCAGCGAUAUAUCGUCCGUCUGAAUCACCGGAUGAUCAUGGACCCCUGAUGUCGUUCGGAGUACCACGACCCUCGGUGUCGUCUACAACACUUCCGCAUACGCCACCACGCAAGAACAGACCUUCGACUCCAAGCGUCCAUAGUAUCUCGCCUCCUCCGCCACAACGUAUUAUCAAUGGUCUUGAUAGUGCUAGAAACUCCACGGGCUCGAAGUCUGCCCUAUCGAGAGAAGGAGGGGCAACCCCAGGCCGUCAGUCAGGCGGGGGCGAAGACGCACAGCCCGACUCACAAAUAAGUAAUUCGACUUUAGUGCCAACGGAUGAUAUAUAUCGUGUCCCGCAAACACCUCCCCGUCGUACUUCGACUGCUAUGGAUCUUUCUUUUCCGACUCAGACCAAUGGCUCCACGCAAGAUGUCCCAUCUAAUUACCCCCAUACCAAUGGCACGCCUCACUCCGUCGAGCCCUUUGCGCGGUCCUCUAUCACGACGGAUGUACAAGCACCCCCUCCCGUCACGCCUCCACUCCGUAAACCGCGCGACGUCGAUGCCAUCAUGGAAGAGAUAGGAAUCAGCAUCAACAGCGUACAAUUGGACAGUGCGCGUCACCGCGAUCGCAAUGCUGCAUUCAUAACCCCCAUCGGCAUCUCCAGUCAACUUCGCGUUCGCCCCAACGCACAACCCGAAAGAACUCAGGUCCGCACUGCUACCCCGAUUCCGUCCCGCUUGACGGAGAUGAUGAUGGCGGCGAUAACGACUACUCGAGAUCGUAAUAAAGUUCAAGUUCAAGGAUGGAAACCUGUGUCUUCGUUACGUGCGCCUUUGCCACCUCUCCCAUCUCCGACAGGCUUACGGCAGCAGCGAAUGUCUACAUUAUCGUCGCUUUCCGGGCCCAAGGCAUAUACAAGCAGCGGUAAUGGGCAGGAAGCAGGUCAAGGAGAGGUACACAGUGCUGCCAGCAGCGCCAACGACGACGUGGAGAUGAUGCAGUCGACGGCAGACCCUUCGCGUACACAUUCUAUUACUGGGACCGAGGAGAUGGGCUCGGAACACGAUAGCAUAGAGUCUUGGGGAUGA
Molecule: messenger RNA, 3909 nt
Organism: Stereum hirsutum FP-91666 SS1
Lineage: Eukaryota; Fungi; Basidiomycota; Agaricomycetes; Russulales; Stereaceae
Exons: 4
Coding region: 1-3909 (1302 amino acids)
Source: RefSeq, a predicted model, not a curated record